AUGGAAUUGUAUGGUCUCCAGCUAACGUGGCCGCCUAACGUCAGGCGUUCCAUCUGUACACGUGACUUGCUUACGACCUAUUCUCCCGAGACUGUUUACUUCUGGGACGAUACGGACAGGAAGAAUCAAAGGGGCAGUAAAAUUCGGGUGACUGUACCUUGGAAUGCUGAAAAGCUAGGGCAAGGAGGGGUCACAGGACUACACGUUUCUAUGACUGUUACUGGGAAAGUUCGCAGUGUCGGUGCUCGUACACUCGCGAGAGUGGUCCAGACUGCGAAGAUCGUAUACAUGAUAACAGUGGAAGUCUACAUGGCGUUGCUGUCGGUCAACUUUCCGAGUGGGAAAGGAGGCAUUAAUCAGAAGGAUCUGCAAAUGUGCGUUGCUGACACACGCAUAUCCCCUUUGCCUAGAGACAGACAGAAAGACUGGAUGAACCAGUAG
Molecule: messenger RNA, 441 nt
Organism: Bipolaris zeicola 26-R-13
Lineage: Eukaryota; Fungi; Ascomycota; Dothideomycetes; Pleosporales; Pleosporaceae
Exons: 1
Coding region: 1-441 (146 amino acids)
Source: RefSeq, a predicted model, not a curated record